UGGCGCUCUACGACGUCGUACGUCGCUUUGAAUGAGUCAGAGGACGACGAUCCGGAAAAUAGUCGAGAGUUUUUUUUAUAUUACUUUUGCAAUUAGUUAUAAAUUAAUAUAAUACUUGGACAAUUUCUAUUUUAUUUUUAUGGAUAAAAUCUGAGUUGACUUUGAAUGAUACAAGUGAAUUCUGAUAUGAGUAAAAAUUAUCACGAUAAAUCUACUGAUAGAAUAUAUGAAGGAUAUAGUCAAUUUGUUGCUGGAAGUAAUGGUCCAUUUCCUAUAGUACCUGUUGAAUUUCCAAAGUUACAAGAAAUGAGUCUUGCAGAACUUAAAAUUCUUCAAGAUGAUACAAAUAAACAGGAAGAAUUUUUAAAUGAAUUACCAGAACUUAUUCAUUUGACUAAAUUGAAAAAUGAAUACAUAAUGAAAAAUGAAGAACUUGCUCGAGAGAAUCUGCAACAGCAGCAAGUUCUAGAGGAUAUGAAAAAUAAAAUUAUUUUUAUGGUACAAGAAGCAAACAUGUUGAAAUUAGAAUUUGAGCACAAUAGUGAAAAUUAUGAAAGGCUUGCUGAUGCCUACAGUCUGAGUUCGGUUUUAGAUAGUUUGCAAGUUGCUACAAUGGAAGCUGAAGAAGAAUCUGAUAAAAUUGCAGACCAUUUUCUAAAUGGUCAAUUAAAAGUUGAUGAGUUCUUACUAGAAUUUUCAAGGAAAAGAGUGCUCUAUCAUCAGCGACAAGCAAAAAAGGAGAAGCUAAGUCAGUCACGUUAUUCCAUUAAUAAAUCUUAUUAAUUUUAUUCGUCUAUGUCUAAAGUGUGAGAAAAUAGCUUUGGUAUGUUCCUACGUUUAUUUAAUGAACAUUCUAUCGACAAAGCAUUAUUGCAAUUUAUGUUAUAAAAAUUAUUUAAAGAAUGAAAUAUUUUUAUUAAAACAAUGUAUUAAAAUUAAAAGAAAAAAAUUUUUUAUAUGAUACAGUUACACUUUUAUACAUUACCAGUUAAUUAGAUGAAUUGAAGGACAGUGAGACCUGUAGAUCAGGUAAAGUUACAACACGUCCAUUAAUCCAUUUAUUUAUAAAGUUGCUUAUACUGUAGUUAUAAGUACUUAUUUUUUCAGUGAUGUAAAUAAAAGAAUUUAUAGAGAACUAAACUUUAGAAAUGCAGCACAACUUGUUUGUUAGAAUUACUUUGUGAAUAGUGUGUUCUGAUGAUAAAAGACUGAUACAGUAAUAUAGAGUGGUAUAGUUAAAUAAGAUUACAAUUAAUGGAAAUUCUAGUUUUAUUAACUCAGAGAUUAAAAGAAUAGGUUCAAACAAUAAAAAAAUGUAUAAUUCGAAGAUUUAUUUAUUGUAAUUAACGUCGUUAUAAUUAAUUAUAGCCAAUCCGACGGCAGAGGUGGUUAGGCCGUCUGCACAUCACUUUAAAGGACCCGGAUCAAAUCCGGAAGGGUUUAUUACCAGAGCGGUCUGUCUCGGACAAGUCCGGAUCGUCCUUCACCACGCGUUUACCAUUUAUUUAUUUAUAACUACCUUACCCGUCGCGCAUUGCUGCGAUCUCAGAAGAAACGAAAUUCAAGCAAACUCGUUAUGAUAAAAUUCAAUUUACAUUUUAUCAUUUUUAUUGAAACUUAUUACUAUUAUUCAUUUUCAUCGGAAAACAUUUCAAAGUUUCAAUUCUAUUUGUUUGUUGGAGCGCUUGUGGAUACACGAUAUUUUU
Centruroides sculpturatus (bark scorpion) is the source of this 1706-nucleotide messenger RNA. RefSeq names its product vacuolar protein sorting-associated protein 37A-like (gene Vsp37A). The transcript has 9 exons. Gene Ontology annotation, cellular component: ESCRT I complex. Gene Ontology annotation, biological process: protein targeting to membrane; protein targeting to vacuole; ubiquitin-dependent protein catabolic process via the multivesicular body sorting pathway. The coding region runs from base 166 to 783 and encodes 205 amino acids. NCBI's taxonomy places the organism in Eukaryota, Metazoa, Arthropoda, Arachnida, Scorpiones, Buthidae. The record is from RefSeq and is a predicted model, not a curated record.